UUUUGCAUUUUUGCAGUCCUUUCAAGCUGGAAUCUUUUAGUUCGAUCACAAAGUAAUUUUCUGAUUAUUUUCAUGUUUCAUUCUAAAUUAGCAGUUAGUAUCAAAGUGUAGUUUUGAAUCAGCUUCGAAUGAACUAUAAAGCACAAACAAUUUCAUAUUCAUUCUGUUUGGGUCAACAAGUAAAUAUAUGAAGAAUGUCCUCCCCGAUUAGUUCUGCAUCUGAAUACAACAGCGCUUUGGAUGAAACUCUUAAUUCUUCGUUUAAUUCUCAGAAGUUGGAUUUCUCAUUAACAGAAUCUGACAUCGAAAAUGUCAAUCUAUCCCAAGAAUGGAAAGGAAUAAAAAAGCCAAAAUCGAAAAAAACCUACAAUGCCCAAGAUGAAUCCCAGCAACUAUUGGACAGUUUGAAAAAUAACAAUUACUUCGGCACUUCUCAGCAGAUGGCAACAGAAAAAAGUCCAUCGAAAUCUUCAAACAACGAAACACUGGACAGCACCUUGAGUAUGAUUAGUCUUGACAUUAGUGGAACCGAGAUAUCCGGUGACGGUAGUUCCACGUUGUCUUUUCUGUCCAGUUCCGACGAAGCAUCGGCUAUGAUUGGUGACGAAGAAGUUUAUACCGGAUCCACUGCCAGCAGUAGUAUAGAAGGAUCGUCUUCCGGUUUGAAUGCACCAAAACCGUCCCCACAUAAUGUCUCUCAAGUGAGUGGUCAGCUGCUUGAGGAUGAAAGUCUUACCACGAAAGACUCGAAGGAUACAACGCAUAAUGUUUCACUACUGCCAACGGAUGAUGAUCAGCUAACGGUAUUGGAACAUAGUCAAAAAAAUCCCAUCAAAAUUUAUAGCUCUAUUGAAGAAUUCGAUCGCAAUCUACCGGACACGGUCACGCUUCUUACCACCCCGGAGGGUAGUAAAGUGUAUCUGGUGGGAACAGCACACUUCAGUGAGAAUUCACAGAACGACGUUUCCUUGGUAAUGCAAAACGUGCAACCUCAGGUUGUAAUGCUCGAACUGUGUCCUUCUCGAAUUCACAUUCUGAAGUACGACGAACAAGCGCUGCUGGAGGAAGCAAAAGAUAUCAAUCUGUCAAAAAUUCAAACCAUAAUCAAAAGAAACGGAGCCAUAAACGGGUUAUUUUAUAUUUUACUGCUAAACAUGAGCGCAAAAAUCACUAAAAAACUUGGCAUGGCUCCGGGUGGUGAAUUCCGUCGGGCCGUGAAUGAAGCUUCUCGCAUUCCAAAAUGUAUAAUCCAGCUAGGUGAUCGGCAGAUUAACAUCACUCUCCAACGAGCGCUGCGCGGUUUGUCUCUCUGGCAAACGGUCAAACUAAUUCCGAAGCUUCUUAUCAUGGACGACAUCAGCAUUGAAGAUGUCGAACAGUGCAAACAGAAAGAUCUACUGGAGGAAAUCAUGCUGGAACUGGCCGGCGAAUUUCCCGCUUUUGGCAGGGUUUUCGUUGAGGAGCGGGAUCUCUAUUUGUGCUACUCGUUGCAGGUAGCCGCAAUGCCCCAGCAGCUGGAGGAUGAAAUGCCCCGUCCUGUCAAUGUUGUUGGUGUGGUAGGAAUUGGACACGCCGCCGGAAUCAUCAAGCACUGGGGUAAGGUCGAGCGCACGGUUAUCGACUCGAUUAUUACCAUUCCUCCGACUAGCUUCAGUCACCGGGCAGCAAAGUUUGUGCUAAAGUAUGGUACGCUGGGAUUGUGUGCCUACGGUGCGUUCCGGUUUGUGCGACCGCGACUCAGUCGAUGGUUAUGAUCGGUAGUGUAUUUUCUGGUACUGGAGAACUAUUGAAGAGUUGUCUUUAUUUUAUGCAGUUCUGACCAACCACAGUAGAAAACAUUCACAUUGAUAUAGUAUUUGCAUGUGUAUUUGAGUAUCUCCUCCAAUUUCUUUUUGUACAGUGUUGGUACAUCUAAGGCACGGAGUGCAUGUGCCGAUCAGGGUAAAACCUUACGCAAAUCAAAAUGUAAAAUAAGAUCGAAUAUCAUAGGCGGUUGAGAAACCACAGCAUCCAAUCUAAAUAAAUUGUUCCAGAAAUCGAAA
Malaya genurostris is the source of this 2042-nucleotide messenger RNA. Its product is annotated as traB domain-containing protein. Bases 195 to 1754 code for a protein of 519 amino acids. The record is from RefSeq and is a predicted model, not a curated record. Lineage: Eukaryota; Metazoa; Arthropoda; Insecta; Diptera; Culicidae. The transcript is spliced from 4 exons.